AUGCUGAGCUUCUUCAAUGACUCUGAGCAGGCUCCCCUCAUGAUGUCCUGCCUGGAAAAGCUUCGUCCACGAAAAGAUCUGAGCAAAUUUUUCGAUCUCUGGCAAACUAGAUUUUUUGUUCUGGUUGACAAACAGCUGAAAUACUUCAAGCGCUAUGAGAAUUACUCCAAUGGUGAAGAGCCUCUCGGAGAGAUCUCGUUGGAGAGAGCCUGGUUGAUCGAGCAGGAGUCGAAUAGCCCGAGCAAGAAGAAGGUCAUCAGCAUUAGGACCCCCUGGCGAGAUUUCACACUUCGUACGGAUCAAGAGCGGAUAUUUGAAAAUUGGAUGAAAGCAUUCGAUUCUAUCGGGCUCGUCAAGUGCGCCAAGGAGGAAAAACGUUUGAAAGAAGAGGCUCGGAAGGAUCUGUCUGACGAGGACAACGUCACAUGGACUAACGAGAUGCUGUCCAACUCAGAUCACAGCCAGUCCAAUGACAGAUCUCACCAAGACUUGUCCCCACAUGUACAACUGCAGAUACACGAGCGUGAGAACUCCUCUUCGUCUUCCAGCCAUGAAUUCAACCGAUCAGAUGAUGUCAUUUCCUGCAGUCUCUAUCUGGCCAACGAGACAGAAGUUCGACUUGAUUCGACCCCGCAGAGUCUGAUAUCAUCACGAGAUAGAGCAACAGCCGACGGUGAAGGAACGAUCCAUGUGCACCCUCUGAAUGCUGCUCCAUCCACCCCCGAAGGGCUUUCUGCGGGUCUUAAGAAGAGCAAAAUCAAGGACAAGGCUCCUCUUCAACAAAGAAUGAGCUACGCGAACUUCACAAAGAAAGUGCAGUAG
Molecule: messenger RNA, 822 nt
Organism: Guillardia theta CCMP2712
Lineage: Eukaryota; Cryptophyceae; Pyrenomonadales; Geminigeraceae
Exons: 2
Coding region: 1-822 (273 amino acids)
Source: RefSeq, a predicted model, not a curated record